AUCAGCAUCGGCCGCGCAUGGCAGAAAGGAAAGCCUGCGGUGCUCCCUCCCAUCCCCGCCGCCCCUCCGCCAGUUCUACUUCUGUCAAAAGGGGAGAAAUAUAUAGUAUAUAGGAAGCGAGAGGGCGCGAGAAAGAGGGAAAAGCAGCUACGUAGUGGCGCUAAGCGGGACUGUGUGUGGGUGUGAAACGCAGAGCGGACCGAAUAACUGACUGAAGCGUAUACUUACGCGAGAGUGAGGGAGAGAGAGAGAGAGAGAGAGAGAGAGAGAGAGAGAGAGAGAGAGCGCAGAGCAAAAAGGGGUGCAGGCUCGUCCGUCAGCGCGAAGCAGCUCUGGCCCGAUUAUCCGUAUGCUGCGGAUGGGAAACAGUGUACAAGUGUCGCGAGUGAAUUGACCAUUGAUACGCGGACAGACGAGUCGCUCGCUUGGGGCUUCCAUCGUAUAAUACGCGAAAGAGAGCGAAUCAGUCGAGCAGUGUACCUAUAGCAUCGGAAUGGAGGCGAGCUUGGACGGACGUCUCUGAAGAGGAAAAGUUCCUUGGCUCGACUGUGGGAUUCGUGGGUCUACACACUGUGGCAAGGAGCAUCGAAAGAGGAAGCGCACUGGGACCGGACGACACGGAGCUUGCGUGCCUCUGUGUGGUUCGCGCAUAUAUAUUUUAGCUCGUACACCUAGAUAGCUCCGCAAGCUCUCGGACGGCCGACCGAACGAGAAGGUGCGAGAGAGAGAGAGAGAGAGAGAGAGAGACAGAGAGGCAACCAGUCAGCAGCGCCGAGGCCACCCUAGGACGCACAUCCACGCACAAGCUACGCGCAAGACAGCAGAAACCGAGAGAGAGAGAGAGAGAGAGAGAGAGAGAGGGAGAGAGUCGUCGCAGCGAGGAUAGACUAUAGGAGGCAGCCAACAGAGAGAGAGAGAGAGAGAGAGAGAGAUAGAGAGAGAGAGAGAGAGAGAGAGAGAGAUAGAGAGAGAGAGAGAGAGAGAGAAGAGAGUAUAGUGCGAGAGACGACUACGUUAAAUGGCUGUCAGGGCGGAUCGAGGCUCGCGGACGACGACGCCUCUGAUCUCGAGCAGCAGCGCGAGCGCGGCUAACGAAACCCGGAGCCAGGGAGUCAGCAGCUCCUCUUCUCCUCGUACCCGUGGUGAUGACUGCCGCGACCGCUGCCACCACUGCUGAGCGGGAGAUGCGUUGCGGAUUCGCUCCGAGCCUGGUGCUGCUGCUGCUGUUGUCGCUGCACCGUUGACAAGAGACCUCCGCUGCGGAAGGAGAAGACGAGAAACGACGAGCGAACGGCUGCUUCUCCUCACACUGACAUUUCUGACCGAGAGUCGAACGGAGCGAGCCCAUCGGCCUGCUUUACCUCUUUUGUACUCUGACGAAGGGCCGUGCUCAACGACUCAUCCACUGAAAUUUUCUCGGAGACGCUGUUGCAUCUCCCCGCAUGACAGCUCUGUGAUAUAAGCUCUACCUCUGAUUCUGUUUUUCUCUCUCUCUCUCAGACUUCCUGUUUGCCUCUUCUACGUCGCUUUCGUCUCUUCCUUUGUUCGAUUCUACUGCUGCUCUGACCAGCCUUGAGGCAGGCUCUUAUUAUUUACUCCCAACUGCUGUAAUCUUGCUCUCUCACUCGUUCUGACUGUGAAACUCUACCCCUUACACAUUCUCCUAUCUCGAGUAGCGUCAUGUUUACGGGUACAAUCAAAGUGCAGAUAUGCGAGGCAUCUGGACUACGCGCUACAGACAAGCAGCGCAAGUUCUGGCAAGAGGAGUCGCCCAUCCUCGAUCCCUAUGUGCAGCUGGACAUAGACGAAAAGUACCUCAACCGCUCCUCCACCAAGCCCAAGACCUUUGACCCUGUAUGGAACGAGUGCUUCACCCAUGAAGUGCAGAAUGCCAUGCUACUCGGCCUUACCGUCUUCCAUAAUGCAGCUCUACAGCCAGACGAUUUUGUAGCUAAUUGUAGUAUACCAUUUGAAGAGCUGAUUCAGCGAGAUGAUGAAACCACAGACUUUUGGGUUGACUUAGAGCCUCAGGGAAAGCUAAGAAUAAAAAUAGAGUUGCAACGGAACAAUCAAGCUCAACAGACAGGAUGCGGCACAGGAGAUGGAGAUGGGAUUGGCAGUGGUGUCAACCGCAGCAAGGAGCCCAGGCGAGAAUUCAAAGAACGUCAACAGGGAUUCAAAGGUCGUCGGGGUGCUAUGAGAAGGAGGGUUCACCAGGUCAAUGGACAUAAGUUUAUGGCCACUUUCUUAAGACAACCCACAUUCUGUUCACACUGUCGAGAAUUCAUAUGGGGCUUGGGCAAGCAGGGCUAUCAGUGUCAAGUUUGUACGUGUGUCGUGCACAAAAGGUGUCAUGAGCAAGUUGUAACAAAGUGUCCAGGAAUGCGAGAUGAGUCUAAAGAGACUAUGUUGCAAUCAAGCCAAUGCACUCAGGGGCCACGAUUCAAUAUAGAUGUCCCUCAUCGUUUUGUCAUCCACAAUUAUAAGCGAUUCACAUUUUGCGAUCACUGCGGCUCUCUUCUUUACGGCUUAAUUCGUCAAGGUUUGCAAUGCGAAGUCUGCGAUAUGAACGUCCACAAACGCUGCCAGAAGAACGUAGCCAACAACUGCGGCAUAAAUAUGAAGGCAAUGGCCGAAGUUCUUAGUACGAUUGGCAUAUCGCCGGACAAGCAAAUCAAGGCACCGCGUAUAAACUACAAACCGUCGAUUCCGUCAAGCAACACACCUACGAGCACCUCUCUGAACGAGACUUCGCCAGGAGUGAAUCAAGACCAGUCAUCCCAACAGGCACAGAAACCAAAAGAUUCUGGUACAGCUAGUGGCGAGAGUGCAAUAAGCGGUGGUCAGGACGACAUCCAUAAGAUCAGUAUCAAUGACUUUAACUUCAUUAAAGUGCUAGGAAAAGGAAGCUUCGGUAAGGUCAUGCUGGCUGAGAGAAAGGGACACCCGGACGAGGUCUACGCAGUCAAAGUAUUGAAGAAGGAUGUUAUAAUACAGGAUGAUGAUGUAGAAUGUACAAUGACGGAAAAGCGAAUUUUAGUUUUAGCAGCCAAGCAUCCAUUCCUCACAGCCCUGCAUAGUUGCUUCCAAACAAAGGAAAGAUUGUUCUUCGUCAUGGAAUAUGUUAACGGAGGCGACUUAAUGUUCCAAAUCCAAAAAGCCUGCAAAUUCGAAGAAGCUCGCGCUCGCUUUUACGCUGCGGAAGUAACGCUGGCGUUGCAAUUCCUACACAAAUACGGCGUCAUCUAUCGUGAUCUUAAGCUUGAUAAUAUCUUGCUUGACCAAGAAGGCCACUGCAAACUUGCUGAUUUCGGUAUGUGCAAGGAAGGUAUUUUGGACGGGGCAACUACGGCCACGUUCUGCGGUACUCCAGACUACAUUGCACCAGAAAUUUUGCAAGAAUUGGAAUACGGUGCGUGUGUCGACUGGUGGGCUUUAGGCGUACUCAUGUAUGAAAUGAUGGUUGGGCAGCCACCGUUUGAAGCCGAUAACGAGGACGAUCUUUUUGACUCUAUUUUGAAAGAUGAUGUAUUGUACCCGGUGUGGUUGAGCGAUGAGGCUGUUUCCAUUCUGAAGGGCUUUAUGACAAAAAAUCCAGCAAGAAGAUUAGGAUGCGUGGUAUCGAACGGUGGAGAGAAUGCAAUCAGGACGCAUUCAUUUUUCCAGAAUAUGGAUUGGGAAGCGCUUGAAGAUCGCAGGGUCAAGCCACCCUUUAAGCCAAAAAUCAAAAACAAAAAGGACGCUGUGAAUUUCGACGCUGAAUUUACUAAGGAGGAUCCAGUUUUGUCACCGAUAAACGCAGAAGUUGUUCCCUGCAUAAAUCAAGAAGAAUUCCGAGGCUUCUCCUUCAUAAAUAGGGAUUUUAAUCCUAGCAGAUUUGUCGCUCAGUAAAAGAAGAUGUCAAAAACGCUGAUUAAUUUUAAAAUUUUAUUAACGAACCAAAAGGGAAGGCUGGCGAUUAAUGGCGAUGAAGAUUACCACAGUGUUGGCCUCCUCUAAAGGUGAGCGAUAAUCACUUCUUCGCCGAGCUACUUCCACUAAGUUGGACGAAAUUCCUUUUGGACACCACACUACUUUUUCGCUUCAAGAAAGGGGUUUAGAGAAAUAAAGCGAAGACGUCCCGUUCUACUAUGAUCUCUAGUCAAACAAAUACAAAUCAUUUCGCAAAGAUUAAGUACGGCUCGCCAAGGGUGAACUUGUCACCCGAAUCGUGAUAACACUUUUCGUGCGAUGUAUUAAUGGGGUAACAAUUUUUUUAUCGGUUUCCAAGGACUUGCGAAAUGAUAAUAUCGUUACUAUUAAUAGUAAACAUGACGUCGAUUCGUCGCAUACAAAAUAUGAAAAAAUGAAGGUGGCCGCCUUCGAGCGAUACGAGAGCGUCAUUGCGCCCGUGCACUCAAUCGCUUUACGGUUCAUUGGCGAGACGCGGGCAUCGGUUUUUUCUCGCUCUAUUUUUUUUUCGUUUACACAUUGACAUACGUCCGACCAGCUUCAUACGUUGAGAGCUGUCGAGACCCAAAAAUUAAAAAUAUAUUCUAUUGUUUCUUUAAUAAUGUUGUGAGAUUAUAAAUUGAAUUUGUUAUCAAUAUUUUAGUGAAUAUAUUUAAUAAUAGAUGUAAAUUUGUAGUAGAGUCAGAAAAGUGGCGAGCGAUGCCUGCGUCAAAGGGCUUGCGAAAACUGAUAAAGAAAUUUAACAACGGUUUCGCCGAGCUUUUUGAAGGUAAAGCGCCUUUACCUCUUACGCGUACUGUUGCUCCGAUUUUUCUCGGCGAGAUCAUCAGGAUGCUCUCGUCGCGCAUUAUCGGGGCGUACCUGCUUAAAAAAACAAAGGUUAUAAACAGAGAUUAAGCGUUUAUAGGCUAUUACAAAAAAUAAAUGAGAAUAAGAAAAUAAAAAAAAAUAAUAAAUAAAAAAAUACAAAAUCGGACCGCUGGUGGCCCGUACCAGAGAGUCUAUAUGCAAGCAUUAUGCGUACUAUAAAUAUAUAUACAUAAAUUUAAAAAAAUAUAUAUGGAUAUAUAUAUAUAUAUAAAUAUACAUAUAUUUAACUUAUUUUAGCAUACGCUUAAAUUGAAAAAAAAAUAGUCAAGAUAAAUCGCAAAUUAUUGUUAGGAGCAAAGUAACAAAAAUGUAUUGUUUAUAAUUGUUGAAUGUUGCUGAUGGAUUAAAGAGGAAAAAUGAAGAAACUCAUAACUGUAAAGACGCCGAUCACGCACCCUCCAGGAUACCUUUAAGUGUUGUCUCUAAUUAGAUAUAAAAAAUAUACGUACCUUUUGAAGUUUCGUUGGGUGGGGAAAAUAAGGAUGAAAAAUAAAUUACCGCCGACGUCCAUCUGACAGCCUCGAAAUCGAGUCUGAUAGAAACAUAGAAUCGUAAUUAUACGUUAGAAAAAGCAAUCUUAUACAAGUAUAACGAAUCUUUAUACAUUUCUAUAAAAAUUUUUUGUGGAAAUCUUCGUCAAGGAAUACUUAUUAAACGAAACGCGCGCGGUUGGAAGUUUCUAUGCAAAAUUUUUAUAGAAUGUCGUAAGUUGAUUUUAUAUUUUUAUUGUCUUUACUGUGGAAUGAAAUGUUGAAUCUCCCUUUUCUUAAUGAAAAAGUAUAUUUAAAAAAAAGCAUCAAUGAAAAAUAUAUAUAAUGCAUAUGAUCUGUGUCUACACAAGGUUUCUCUAUGUUUCUAUUCGACUGUUUUUUACUAGGAAUGAUACGAAACAGGGCCAGUGCUCAUCGGGAUUUAAAUUCUAUGUGACAAAAGAAGAUAACUCGCGCCUUGUACACUAAUAAAACAAAAAUAAAGAAAAAGUAUGUUAGUUUAGUUUCGGCAAUGCGAGUUGCGAGAGUAUUACGCCAGUGUGCGUGUAUCCGCAUGCGCGUGUAAUUUAUCAUCAGAAUGAUUCGUGUACUUAAGUAUAAUGUCGCGUCCGAAACUUAAAAUUUGAAAAAGUAUAAAAAAAUUACUCAUGUAAGCUUCUGAGGUCGUGCCUCCCUUAUUGUCAAAGUGGAGGAGCUAGAAGGGAAAAAUUUACGAGAACUACGCCGACACUUACUUUUGUGUUUCGUUUUCUCUAAUCUUUGUUCAUUUCUUCUUUUUAUAAUCUAAGUCGUGAUAAUUUUACACGCACAAAAUCGUACUGUUCGUAAUAGCUAUUAAGUUUUAUUUUUGAAGAGUUUUUUUUUUUUUAAAUUUUUAUUACUUUAUUUUUUUAUAUAAGAAACAAAAAUUGAAAAAAUAAUCUCGCGCAAGGCAAUAAGCACCCUUUUUCCUCCUUGCUCUUCCUUUUGUUUAGGGAUACGUUGCUGGCCUUUUUGUCUCUUUGCUAAAGUGUUAAAAGCCCCACGGACCUUCUCAGAGAGACAGAAAGCUCAACUCCAACCGUAAACAAAUAAUAGAUGUACCAUGCUUAAUUAUAAUUCGAUGUCGUAUUCGUCGUCGUCGUCAUCGUCGUUUAAAUGAACGUGCAAUUUAAGAGUAAGAAAAGAAUAAAAAAUUGGCAUGCAGCGUUCCCUUACGAUCGAGACGCGACGGUUAAGUUGCGCUUAAAUUAUUUAAUGUACAGCGUCUCGAACGCAAAGCUAUAAGCACCUUUUCAACCUUUUGUUCAUGAAUUGUGGUUUAUAAUCCGAAAAAUAAUCUAACGGCCGUUGUGUAUUUCGAGCCUGUGCAGGACUCGAAAUGCAGAAUUGAGCCGCAGAUUGUACUACGGUAUAUACUCGGUUAGAGACUUUAACUAGCGUUAUCCAACUAAUGUUUAUUAUUUAAUUUUCUAACUAUGUGUAUAUAUAUAUAUAUAUAUAUAUAUAUAUACAUAUGUAGUAUAAUAAUCGUGCAUUUUCUUUUCCAGAUGAGCAUGCAUUUUAUUGUAUUUUUGUGCGACCUUUGUCGAUGUUGUGUAUUGCGUUGUUUGUUAUUAUUUUCUAACCACUUCGUCUGGUAUUCAAGCGAAGCAACAUCGAGCGAACGUACUAUAACUUUUUACUCGCAAACCUAUAGGAUAAUCGACAAAUGCAUUUAUUUAUUUUAAUAUUUUACAUUAUAUUUAUUUAUUUAUAUUUAUUUAUUUAUUUAUUUGAACCGCGAGAGAUGAGCAUGUUAUCUUGUGACCUUAAUUAUUUCGACUCAUUACUUUUUUCUUCAAAGAAGAGUCGUUAUAAGGGGUGUGUGCCCGCGCGCAAAUAAAGCGCACAAUUAUUCGCUUUCGUUCGUGUUCGCGUGUCAGAUGCAAUUACGAUCGCACACAGCCAUAAUGUGAACAACGAAAGGAGAAACAAAAAGACAUAAGUCUCGGAAAAUUGUCUAGAAGUUGAUUAAGCGAGAGGACGCGUAACGUUUAAAGCCACAAGAAAGUACUUAAGUUCCCUCCUCGAUUUUUAACAAAUGUACGAUUACUCGCGAUACAACGACUGCGCGAUCUCGUUUUAUAUACUAAGCGCCACCAGAAAUUUUAUUGUUGCACACGAUGCACAUGCAUUCUUUUCGGAAAUUAGGGAGCAAAAAAUGUAGACGCAGAACGACGUCUAGAGAUCUGCCAGAGAUUCGUAUUAAUUAUUCUUGCUUUACCAAAGUUUCAAUUUCACGAUCUUGAUCUGUGUUCAUGAAUUAUUGUUAUAUGUGACGGCUACGGAAAGACAUUGAAUUAUAAUAAGUUUCCAUUAGAUCAACGUAUGUUCUAUCCGCUAGCAUGAAACAAAAAUAAGCAAAACGUUUCGAUUUGUGUAUUCUUUAUCGGAAGCUUUGAGCGUUUGAUGUUGCUUCGUAGAUGAUUAAAGAGAUUUCAAAAACAAAAAACCCCAGAGUUAGAAAGAUAAACGAAAAUGUGAUACACGAAACCCGCAGAAACGAGUGAAAUAAAAUAAAGAAGAAUACAUUAGCUUAAAGUGCAGACCGUUAAAGAGUAUGGAGCGCAGCGCGUACGUGUGUAUUAAAAAAAAAUCUUUAUUAUAAGAGAUUUCUGAAUUUUAGCUAAGGCUGCACACAAACCUUGUCUGCGCUCCGUUCUUCUUUUUCUUUUUGUUAUAACGAUCGAGUAAAAGUAAAUACAGAAAAGUCAAAAGUGAGCCAAUAAGCAAAUAUAUGUUAAAAAAAUUAAAUAUAUAAAGUGAAGGUAACAUUUGGAAUCCGUACAAGAAUGAGGUAAAAGUUGUCAAUGAAACAGAAAGCAACAAGAAAUAAAUGAAAAGAACAAAAAAUAACACGUAAGUGCACAAGAUCUGCGUCUAUACCGGGACCGUAGAUUAUAGAUAGAAGUUAAUAUGUACCUAUACUAUAUGUACGUACGUUGUCUGCGACAAUAACGUUCAUAUCCAUGCCUCGGCCAAAUCGCGCAAGAUUUUUUCUUUUUUUAUUGAUCUAAGUUUUUUUUACUCUUCGUUGGACUUCCCUACUUAUAUAAGUAUAAUACAAAGCGCGGUUCUACAAAAUAAUAAUUACGUGUAAAAGAGGGAGUGCAAGUGGCAACGCGAAAAUGUGGAUGAAUGACAGUGCGCAAGAGUAUGGAGAGAAUAAUAUGUGACGAUGCUUACGCACAUUGAAUUACCAAAAAUAUAGUCAGGUUUUUAUCUGAGCACAUGCAAUAUAAUAGACACACGACCUAUAAUAAGUGCGUCGGGCGGCCGAGGCAAGGGCUGAACGAGCAGCUGCGACGAACACUGUUACUUGUCUGAUUAUCGUGUAAAGAAUCGUAAAUAAAAAGUAUAUAUGUAUCUAUA
Molecule: messenger RNA, 8705 nt
Organism: Nasonia vitripennis (jewel wasp)
Lineage: Eukaryota; Metazoa; Arthropoda; Insecta; Hymenoptera; Pteromalidae
Gene: Pkc98E
Product: protein kinase C
Exons: 8
Coding region: 1681-3891 (736 amino acids)
Biological process (GO): protein phosphorylation
Molecular function (GO): diacylglycerol-dependent serine/threonine kinase activity; ATP binding
Source: RefSeq, a predicted model, not a curated record